Messenger RNA from Raphanus sativus (radish), 1713 nucleotides. RefSeq names its product probable xyloglucan galactosyltransferase GT20. Bases 1 to 1713 code for a protein of 570 amino acids. The record is from RefSeq and is a predicted model, not a curated record. The transcript is spliced from 2 exons. Lineage: Eukaryota; Viridiplantae; Streptophyta; Magnoliopsida; Brassicales; Brassicaceae. Gene Ontology annotation, molecular function: glycosyltransferase activity.
AUGGGAGUAUCGGUCUCAAAGAGAAAGUUAAGAUCUUCAAAGAAGACAGACGAUCCUCGUAUCUUCUUCCUUAACAAUCUUUGUUAUGUGUUUUUCAGAUCCAUUGUCUAUCUAACACUUAUCACUGUUAUCUUCUUUUUUCUUAUAUGUCUUUGGUUAUCUUUUACCACCUUAAUCUCCGACAACGUUCUCCCUAUCUGUGUGUUGUCUUGGAAACUCAACCAUCCAUACUGUCUUACAGAUGGUUCUAAACGUGUUUUUCAAACCUCGACCAAUCUUACUACUAGAAGUGAAGUUUUUGGUAAAGAUGAAGCAAGUGGCUCUAAAGAGAAUGAAGAUGGAGAUAAAGCUUUCGGUGAUCAGACCAAGAUUUAUGGUGUGAAUGUUAUUUCUGAUUCUGAUAGUAAAGCCAAGAACAAAUCAAAGGAAGACCAAGACAAUUACACCAAACCUAAGAGUGAAGAAGAGGUAUACGCGUUAAGAGAAGUGACAAAGUAUAUCCAUAUACAAAGAUCUUGGAUAUCGACUAGGAGAAAAGUCGAAAAUCCAAGAUCCUGUGAAGGAAAAGGAGUUUAUGUUUAUGAUUUACCGUCCAAAUUCAACAGAGAUUUGUUGGUAGAUUGCAUCGAUAUGGUCCCUUGGACUAACAUGUGUAAGUUUUUCAAGAAUGACGGUUUUGGAGAACCGAUAGAGAAUCUUGGUCAAGGCUGGUUUAGGACACAUCAAUAUGCUCUUGAACCGAUAUUACACUCUAGGGUUUUGAAGCAUCCUUGUAGGGUUUACAAGGAAAGCCAAGCUAAGAUUUUCUAUGUCCCUUUCUAUGGCGGUUUUGAUGUUUUGAGAUGGCAUUUCAAGAAUGUUUCUAAUGAUGUGAAAGACCGGUUGGCUAUUGAAAUUUUGGAAUGGCUUGGAUCGAAGGAAUCAUGGAAGAGAAACGCCGGCAAAGAUCAUGUCUUCGUCCUCGGAAAGAUUUCUUGGGAUUUUAGAAGAAAUAAGUUUCAGUGGGGCUCAAGGUUCCUUGACUUACAAGAAAUGCAAAACCCUACAAAGCUUCUCAUUGAAAGACAUCCAUGGGAAGUCAACGACAUCGCGAUCCCACAUCCCACCUAUUUCCACCCUAAAACGGACUACGAUAUCACCAGCUGGCAGAAUAAAAUGAUUAGCAAACCUAGACGGAAUCUAAUUAGUUUCGCCGGAGGUGCAAGACCCGGUAACCCCAAUAGUAUCCGCUCAACGUUAAUCGAACAAUGCACACUGUUUUCCGACCAGUGCCGGUUCCUAAACUGUUCUGAUGGAAGUUGUGAUCAGCCUGAGAAUGUCAUAAAGCUUUUUCAAGACUCUGAGUUCUGUAUGCAACCACCAGGUGAUAGUCCAACGAGGAAAUCAGUUUUCGAUUCACUAAUCUCCGGUUGCAUCCCAGUGAUCUUUGAUCCAUACACUGCAUAUUAUCAGUACUCAUGGCAUCUUCCGGAAGAUCACAAGAGAUACUCUGUGUACGUAAACCAAGAAGAUGUGAAGGAAAAGAGAGUAAAUGUAGUUGAGAAACUGAUGGCAAAGACUAUAAGGGAAAGAGAGGUUAUGAGAAGUUACAUUGUUCAUCAUCUUUUGCCUGGCUUGGUCUAUGGAGACUCGAAUGCUAAAUUUGAUAGGUUUCGAGAUGCUUUUGAUAUUACUUUUGAUAAUUUAAUUGAGAAAAUCAACAAGUUGGUAUAG